This is a messenger RNA of Rhizopus microsporus ATCC 52813, 1329 nucleotides long. RefSeq names its product RabGAP/TBC. The record is from RefSeq and is a predicted model, not a curated record. The transcript is spliced from 3 exons. The coding region runs from base 1 to 1329 and encodes 442 amino acids. Lineage: Eukaryota; Fungi; Mucoromycota; Mucoromycetes; Mucorales; Rhizopodaceae.
AUGAAUACUAUAUUACAAUGGGUUGACGCAUCAUCAAUAGAUUUCUGGGCAGGAUUGAUGUGUGAUUACGAUAAUAUAAACAAAAUCAGUAAAGAAUUGAUUCAACAUGUUCGACAUGGCAUUCCACCUUCCAUACGUGGAAUGGUGUGGCAACUCAUAUCAAGGGCAAAAAAUGAAGAACUUGUUGAAAUGUACAUCAAUUUACUAAAGUUACAAAGCCCAUAUGACAAGAUGAUCCAGCGCGAUCUCGCAAGGACAUUUCCUGGUCACACUUACUUUAAAGAAAGUGAUGGACAAGGUCAGGAAGGCCUUUAUAACGUUGUGAGAGCCUACAGCUUGUAUGAUCGAGAUGUGGGUUACUGCCAAGGCUUGGCCUUUAUCGUAGGGCCCAUGUUAUUGAAUAUGCCAGAUGAAGACGCCUUUUGCCUGUUGGUUAAGUUAAUGAAUAAGUAUGGCCUCAGAGGACAUUUUACACCAGAAAUGGAUGGAUUACAGCUGCGACUCUAUCAAUUUGACGCACUUGUUCAAGAAUACUUGCCACACGUUGCUAGACAUCUGAAACAACAAGGCAUUAAUUCUACCAUGUAUGCCUCUCAGUGGUUCAUGACAUUAUUCGCUUAUAAAUUUCCGCUCAAUUUAGUCUUUCGUAUUUACGAUGUCAUAUUUACCGAAGGCAUCAGUUCCAUAUUUAAAUUUGCCAUAGCCCUACUAAAGCGAAACCAAACACAUAUACUGGGGCUUGAAUUUGAACAUUUGCUAGAUUUCUUAAAGAAUGGCCUAUUUCAAGAAUACAAGGAUGAUGAUCGACGUUUUGUUAGCGAUGCCUGUGAAUUGGACAUUCCAUUGAAAAAACUAAUCUUGUUUGAAAAAGAACACAAAGUUCAGAUUCAGAAAGAGACAGCAGAGGCCAACAUGAUUGAUGAAUUACAAAAGACAAACAUGGAAUUGAAAAGACAGCUAGAUGCACUCAAAACAAAUAUGGAUACGUUGAAACAAGAGCAUCAGGACGUUCAUGGGCAGUUUAGACAAUCAUUAGAUGAAUUGAAUGCACUAAAAGAGGAAGGAAUGACGUUAAAGACAGUGGUUCAAUCAUUGGAGCAAGCGAUAUCAACAUUACCAGAGAAAAUUGAAACUAAAAGUAAAGAUGAGUUUGAAACCCUUUGCACAGAAAAUGCGACUUUAAUAAGCAAGAAUUCAACAUUGGAAGAUGAAUUACAAAAGGCAGAAAUAACUCUUAUAGAUUUUAAAAUGAAAUACGCCCAAAGUGAAAAUGAAAGAGAGUCACUACAUAAAAGGCUUUAUGAAGUAAAAAAGAUGAUGAACUUUUAA